AUGUUAGAUAAGUUUCAUCUAAAAGAAAAUGAUUGGUUAAGGUCUAUUUUUAAAAUAAGGGAUUUAUGGAUUCCGGCUUUUAUGAGAGAUCUUGAACUUUCUGGUUUGAUGCGAACUACUUCAAGAUCAGAGAUUCUGAAUUAUGCUUUCUCACAUUUUUUGCAUCAUAAAUCAAAUUUGGUGAAGUUCAUGAUGUCGUUUGAUAGUGCAAUGGAGAAGCAAAGGCAUCAUCAAUCUUUAUUAGAUUAUCAGUCCACAACUACUACCCCCAAGCUAAGGACUCCUUUGGCUAUUGAAAAGCAUGCAUCGAAAAUUUAUACACAUAAUAUUUUCUUGGACAUUCAGAAAGAGUUAUACAAAUCUGUGUUUUAUUGUGUUCAAGAAUCUGUAGUUAUUGAAGAUGAAAGCGAAGUUUAUGUUUUGAGAGAUAAGAAGAAAAAAAAGUUGAUUGAUAAAAAUGUGAAUGAGGAUGAAGAUUCUGAUCAUUUUUAUCGAAAUAGUCUUCCUUCUCAUUGUCCUAAUACUCAUUACAAGGUUGUAUUUAGUAGAAGGGGUGAUAGCAUUAGCAUCAGUUGUAGCUGCAUGCUUUUUGUCCAGGAAGGAUUGUUAUGUCGUCAUAUGUUUUUCAUAUUAAAUAUGAAAGAGUAUGAUGAAAUUCCAUCAAAAUUCAUUUUGAGGAGAUGGGGAAAAGAUAUCAUAGCUGAUGGAUUGUUGAGAAAAAAAACAAAUAAUGAGGAUGAGUUGGCUAAAUAUAUAAAGCAACCUCAGGAGGUUGAUAGUGGUAUUCCUUUAUGUACCUCAUCAAGGGCAUCUUCGAAUAGAUCAGUUCACAUUGAAAAAAUUAUUGGAGCUGCAGUACCUGAUGUUAUCAACUUUCAUAAUCCAGAGGGGAUCAGAAACAAGGGAUGGGCCAGUGGUAAAAGAAUCAAGAGCACUAGAGAGAAAGUGAUUGAGAAAUCUAAAAAGGGUUCUAGGUUGUGCAGUUUAUGUCAUAAACCAAAUCACAAUGCUAGGAGUUGCAUUUUGAGGUUAAAGAAGUCUGAUUUAGAAUCUGAGGUUACAGAAGGCUGA
Molecule: messenger RNA, 1071 nt
Organism: Lactuca virosa
Lineage: Eukaryota; Viridiplantae; Streptophyta; Magnoliopsida; Asterales; Asteraceae
Source: the annotation of a GenBank genome assembly